Molecule: messenger RNA, 978 nt
Organism: Symbiodinium necroappetens
Lineage: Eukaryota; Dinophyceae; Suessiales; Symbiodiniaceae
Source: the annotation of a GenBank genome assembly
GAACAGGAGGAGCUUGCGCAUAAGUUUGCUGCGGCGAUCCCGGCUAUGCCCUCAAGCCUCGCUCGAGAACUGGCGCACAUGGCGCUGGCUGCCGGCGCCACCUCCUGCAUUCAGCUCGAUGCCUGUCAAACCUUUGAGGUCGCUGACAGCUAUCAGUGCUACUUCGUCCCGGUGCAGACACCCCCAGCACCUACCUUUGGGCAAACCGGAGCACAUGCUCCGGGGUACCGCUACAGCUAUGUAUGGUGCCACGGCACUGACAUCAGUACAGCGGCCCUCAUCCUGAAGGAACUUCAGGAUUGGCUGCAGGACCAUGAUUACUUGGACACUCGUCGCAGCAUUGGCAACCUCAGUUGUCCUCGGUAUGUCGUCUCGUCCGCUUGGGCUCGAGAAAAAGGACUCGCUGGCAUUCCUGUCACCAACCUGCAUCCUGCCCACUUCCUCUAUCAGGGAUGGAACAGCUAUUGGCUUCGAUGGAUCGCAGCAGGCAAAGAAGCCUACUUCAUUGUUGCUCGCACCAAAGCCGAAAUGGUACUGGCAGGGGAGCUACUCUCACAAAUCCGGGCUCAGGGCCUGGACAUUGAUGCAGCUGCUACCAACCUUGCAGUCCAAACCCAAGCUUCACAGGCCAAGAACAUCGCUGUAAAAGCCUUGGGCCAGUUUCUUGUCGACCAGGUAAAGAGCAAGAUACCGGUCGAGACAGACUACGAGUUUCACGCCCGAAUUCGUGAACUCGAAGGCCAGAUUGGCAACCUCCAACAACAGCUCAAACAACAGCAGCAAUCUGCUGGUGCUCCCUCUGCCAACCCCACCGGGGUGGGGGCACCCGGUCCUUCUACUCCUCCCCCAUCCCGUGGCAGCAACGCCGACCGUUCCCCCCUUGCCACGCCAGCCGAGUCAUCCACACCGGGCUCCACAGCCAAGCCCAAGUCCGGUACUUGCAGGACAGAACCUGCGACAGCUACCCCUGCAAUUUAG